Messenger RNA from Sycon ciliatum, 1586 nucleotides. RefSeq names its product sorting nexin-12-like. Gene Ontology annotation, molecular function: phosphatidylinositol-3-phosphate binding. Lineage: Eukaryota; Metazoa; Porifera; Calcarea; Leucosolenida; Sycettidae. The record is from RefSeq and is a predicted model, not a curated record. Gene Ontology annotation, cellular component: early endosome membrane; retromer complex. Gene Ontology annotation, biological process: late endosome to Golgi transport; endocytic recycling. The transcript has 6 exons. Bases 171 to 770 code for a protein of 199 amino acids.
CUCUUCAAGUAACUUCGUUCAAAUCAAAAAGAAUUUCCCAUUUUGCUUGUGUUCCUUGCGCCGAUCGCUUACGCGGUUACGCGUGCCAUGUUCGUUGAUUGUGAGGAUUUUGCCUGCUGCUCAAGCUCUCAUAGAUCAGCAGACAAAAGUUUAGUCACAGCGAGUAUGUAAUGGCGUCGAGUGGAGGCACAGCGGACAGUGACCAAGGUGACAGUAGUUGGCAAAGUAAGGAGCCAACAACAGCAAGCGCUACAGUUCCUGAUGAUGGUGGUACCAAAGUGGGUGAAAACUUCAUGUCGGUCGUUGUCGUGGAGCCACGAACUCACGGCGUUGGAAAGAAGCGGUUCACAGAUUACGAAGUUCGGACAAGGACUAACGUGCCUGCCUUUGCUGAUCAAACUGACUCGUCGCAUGAGCUCUUCAUGGCCGCAGCCUCGGAGCAGACCAACCUGCCCAUUUUUAUCCUGAAGGAAUCAACAGUUCGGAGGCGGUACAGCGAUUUUGAAUGGCUAAGAUCAGAGCUCGAGCGGGAUAGUAAGAUCUUAGUGCCAGCAUUGCCUGGUAAGGCUCUGAAGAGGUUGCUGCCUUUCCGUUCAGAUGAUGGUAUCUUUGAGGAUGACUUCAUUGAGGAGAGACGGGGAGCUUUGGAAAUCUUUGUCAACAAGGUAUCGGGUCAUCCACUCGCACAGAACGAGAAGUGCUUACACAUGUUCCUGCAAGAUAAGGAGGUUGAUAAGAACUAUGUUCCAGGCAAGGUGAAGAACACCUAGGUAUCCUACUGCUAGCCAGGUCUAGCCACAACUGCCAAGCUUCGUUUAGUUAGCCCUUGGACUGCUGGGCUUGCCUGUUUCUGCACGUCCAUUUGUCUGGACCGGAGAGAAAGAAAUGGGCAAGGAACUUAAAUAUGGUCUGUACGAAGGCCUCUUUGCUUUACGUUUAGUGUUUUGUAGUUUCAUUUUCUGACUGCCUACCAUAUCUGUCUGAGUGUGUUUGCUCACAAGCACUCUGGUUAGACACGAGUCAUGUGGGUAGUAGUGUGUUGCUCCUCUUCCUUGCACUUGCCACCGGCUAUUUGCUCCGUAUGAGGUUCAGGUCUCACAGAGUUCCGCUGGCCUGAGCCUGGUCCUCGGCCCAGCCCCCCCCCCCCCCCCCGUAUUGUGCUGUGUCUGCUGGCGGCUGUCAGUCCUCCCGUUGUCUGUCUGUAACGCGCGCUGCUUUUGAUUUCACCUAAUUGCUUUUUGUUUUUAUUUCUGGGGUGGCCUUGGCAGCCAUAAUCAUUACGCGAUGAGAGGUUGUGGUUCCUGUGCUAAAUUUGAGAGUACAUGAUGCAAUGCUUUGCUAUGCAUGCAUGCAUGCAUGACACCAAUCUUAUACUUGUACAUGUUUCUAUUGUAGUAAGCUAGCAGAAUCUUGUUCUGUACUUUUUUCUUAUAAUUGUUUCUCCCCUUUGUCUUAGUAUCAUUUUAUUGAUCUAGUGAUAUGCGCUGUUUACCACUGUCCACCUGCUCCUGCUUCUUCAUACCUUAUAGUACUUAUCUUUGACACUCGAUUUGUGGAUAUACAGGAAGGUGGACUUGCCAAAACUA